Molecule: messenger RNA, 1552 nt
Organism: Acinonyx jubatus (cheetah)
Lineage: Eukaryota; Metazoa; Chordata; Mammalia; Carnivora; Felidae
Gene: KCTD12
Product: potassium channel tetramerization domain containing 12
Exons: 1
Coding region: 221-1204 (327 amino acids)
Biological process (GO): regulation of G protein-coupled receptor signaling pathway; protein homooligomerization
Cellular component (GO): postsynaptic membrane; presynaptic membrane
Source: RefSeq, a predicted model, not a curated record
CACUCGCCUGGAGCGCGCGGGUGAGGCGAGCGGAGCGCACCGCGGCUCUCGGGGGCGCAGAGCAGCGCGCUUGCACCGCUCGGCUCCGUGCGAUUCACGGCGGCGGCGGCGGCGGCGGCGUCUGGGGCGCAGGGCUGAGCCAGCGUCCGGGAAAGGCGAUUGCAGCUUCUGCGCGCGGCCCCGCUCCCUGCCACAGCCCCAGACCAGUCACCUCUUCGCCAUGGCUCUGGCAGACAGCACACGUGGAUUACCCAACGGGGGCGGCGGCGGGGGUGGCAGCGGCUCCUCGUCGUCCUCUGCGGAGCCGCCGCUCUUCCCCGAUAUCGUGGAGCUGAACGUGGGGGGCCAGGUGUAUGUGACCCGGCGCUGCACCGUGGUGUCGGUGCCCGAGUCGCUGCUCUGGCGCAUGUUCACGCAGCAGCAGCCGCAGGAGCUGGCCCGGGACAGCAAAGGCCGCUUCUUUCUGGACCGAGACGGCUUCCUCUUCCGCUACAUCCUGGAUUACCUGCGGGACUUGCAGCUAGUGCUGCCCGACUACUUCCCCGAGCGCAGCCGGCUGCAGCGCGAGGCCGAGUACUUCGAGCUGCCCGAGCUCGUGCGCCGCCUCGGGGCGCCUCAGCAGCCUGGCCCCGGGCCGCCGCCGCCGCACUCGCGGCGCGGGGUGCAGAAGGAGGGCUCGCUGGGCGACGAGCUGCUGCCGCUCAGCUACGCGGAGCCUGAGCAGCAGGAGGGCUCAUCGGCCGGGGCGCCGUCGCCCACUCUGGAGCUGGCUAGCCGCAGUCCGUCCGGGGGUGCGGCGGGCCCGCUGCUCACGCCGUCCCAGUCGUUGGACGGCAGCCGGCGCUCCGGCUACAUCACCAUCGGCUACCGCGGCUCCUACACUAUCGGGCGCGAUGCGCAGGCGGACGCCAAGUUCCGGAGAGUGGCACGCAUCACCGUGUGCGGCAAGACGUCGCUGGCCAAGGAGGUGUUCGGCGACACCUUGAACGAGAGCCGGGACCCGGACCGUCCUCCCGAGCGCUACACCUCGCGCUAUUACCUCAAGUUCAACUUCCUAGAGCAGGCCUUCGACAAGCUGUCCGAGUCGGGCUUCCACAUGGUGGCGUGCAGUUCCACGGGCACCUGCGCCUUCGCCAGCAGCACCGACCAGAGCGAGGACAAGAUCUGGACCAGCUACACGGAGUACGUCUUCUGCAGGGAGUGAGCUCCCCAGAUCCCCUCGCGAUUUCAGCGCGCCCAUCCCCCCUCCUUCCUGCCGAGGAGAGGAUUCUCGAUCUCCCCUCCUACCCCACGCCCUCCCGUUCCCCUGUCUCCCACCUUUAGUAGCUGGGCCAGACCGACUCACCCCGUACUUGAGAACCUGCAGCCGCAAAUCCUCUCGGCUUCUUCGUCUUUUUUGGACCCCGCUAACCGAGAGAGAGCCCAGGUGUACCCCCUCCAGUGCUUCCUCUGCCCCCUGACUCGAACCACCCCUUCCCUGGAUUGUCCUUCAUUCUGCAACUAGUGGGACAGUGUGGCCACAAAGGCACCGAGUACCUGGUGAUGAUCGAAU